AUGACCGCUGUUGAGCUCCGAGGCAGAGCUCUCCUCCACCACCCUGCCGCCCGCCCUCGCCUCUACUACGUCUCAUUUUGGACGUUCGGGUCACCAACGACAAACGCCCCUGGGAACCUUACCCAAGGUUCCCACACUCCCGGGAACCUUACCCAAGGUACCCACACUCCCGGGAACCUUACCCAAGGUACCCACACUCCCGGGAACCUUACCCAAGGUACCCACACUCCCGGGAACCUUACCCAAGGUACCCACACUCCCGGGAACCUUACCCAAGGUACCCACACUCCCGGGAACCUUACCCAAGGUACCCACACUCCUGGGAACCUUACCCAAGGUACCCACACUCCCGGGAACCUUACCCAAGGUACCCACACUCCUGGGAACCUUACCCAAGGUACCCACACUCCCGGGAACCUUACCCAAGGUACCCACACUCCUGGGAACCUUACCCAAGGUACCCACACUCCCGGGAACCUUACCCAAGGUUCCCACACUCCUGGGAACCUUACCCAAGGUUCCCACACUCCCGGGAACCUUACCCAAGGUUCCCACACUCCCGGGAACCUUACCCAAGGUUCCCACACUCCUGAGAACCUUACCCAAGGUACCCACACUCCCGGGAACCUUACCCAAGGUUCCCACACUCCUGGGAACCUUACCCAAGGUUCCCACACUCCCGGGAACCUUACCCAAGGUUCCCACACUCCCGGGAACCUUACCCAAGGUUCCCACACUCCCGGGAACCUUACCCAAGGUUCCCACACUCCUGGGAACCUUACCCAAGGUACCCACACUCCCGGGAACCUUACCCAAGGUUCCCACACUCCCGGGAACCUUACCCAAGGUUCCCACACUCCUGGGAACCUUACCCAAGGUUCCCACACUCCCGGGAACCUUACCCAAGGUUCCCACACUCCCGGGAACCUUACCCAAGGUUCCCACACUCCCGGGAACCUUACCCAAGGUUCCCACACUCCCGGGAACCUUACCCAAGGUUCCCACACUCCCGGGAACCUUACCCAAGGUUCCCACACUCCCGGGAACCUUACCCAAGGUUCCCACACUCCUGGGAACCUUACCCAAGGUACCCACACUCCUGGGAACCUUACCCAAGGUUCCCACACUCCCGGGAACCUUACCCAAGGUUCCCACACUCCCGGGAACCUUACCCAAGGUUCCCACACUCCUGGGAACCUUACCCAAGGUUCCCACACUCCCGGGAACCUUACCCAAGGUUCCCACACUCCCGGGAACCUUACCCAAGGUUCCCACACUCCCGGGAACCUUACCCAAGGUUCCCACACUCCCGGGAACCUUACCCAAGGUACCCACACUCCCGGGAACCUUACCCAAGGUUCCCACACUCCCGGGAACCUUACCCAAGGUUCCCACACUCCCGGGAACCUUACCCAAGGUACCCACACUCCCGGGAACCUUACCCAAGGUACCCACACUCCCGGGAACCUUACCCAAGGUACCCACACUCCCGGGAACCUUACCCAAGGUACCCACACUCCCGGGAACCUUACCCAAGGUACCCACACUCCCGGGAACCUUACCCAAGGUUCCCACACUCCCGGGAACCUUACCCAAGGUUCCCACACUCCCGGGAACCUUACCCAAGGUUCCCACACUCCCGGGAACCUUACCCAAGGUACCCACACUCCUGGGAACCUUACCCAAGGUUCCCACACUCCCGGGAACCUUACCCAAGGUUCCCACACUCCCGGGAACCUUACCCAAGGUACCCACACUCCCGGGAACCUUACCCAAGGUACCCACACUCCCGGGAACCUUACCCAAGGUUCCCACACUCCCGGGAACCUUACCCAAGGUUCCCACACUCCCGGGAACCUUACCCAAGGUACCCACACUCCCGGGAACCUUACCCAAGGUUCCCACACUCCCGGGAACCUUACCCAAGGUACCCACACUCCCGGGAACCUUACCCAAGGUUCCCACACUCCCGGGAACCUUACCCAAGGUUCCCACACUCCCGGGAACCUUACCCAAGGUUCCCACACUCCCGGGAACCUUACCCAAGGUUCCCACACUCCCGGGAACCUUACCCAAGGUUCCCACACUCCCGGGAACCUUACCCAAGGUUCCCACACUCCCGGGAACCUUACCCAAGGUUCCCACACUCCCGUGCUCCUCUACAUGUAA
This is a messenger RNA of Procambarus clarkii (red swamp crayfish), 2169 nucleotides long. NCBI's taxonomy places the organism in Eukaryota, Metazoa, Arthropoda, Malacostraca, Decapoda, Cambaridae. The record is from RefSeq and is a predicted model, not a curated record.